AUGCCGGACAUCACCUUCAUCCUGCUGGACAGCCACUUCUGUAUGUUUAGCUGUGUUCGUGGCUCGAAGCCAGCGUCAGUUGUGACCAACAAAGACGCGACGAGUACCUACGUCGUCGCUUCUGCACCUUCGCCGGCCUUGGACGCGCCUUUCUGCAUACACUGCACCGGUCACCGCGCAACCUUCUUCGUUUCGGCCUUUCUUCAGACCUCCGUCUUCGUGCUGUACCAAAGAUCGUUCGAACGUGACCUCCUCCUCGGAGGGGAUGGCCAGUGCUUCCAUGGGAGAAACUACGAGUGGAAUCACGAAGAAAAAUACUCCCUUGCCGAGACGUAUUACUGGGACAACACGACGGCGAGAAUCAUAAAGAAGCCUGUAUACUUAUACCCUGAAGCAACCCCAGGAUAUGAGGUGCCAAAUGCAAUGACGGUCUCUCCCUACAAAGGCAAGCUUGUGUCCAUCUACUAUCCAUUCGUGGUCUCAGAAUAUGACAACUGUGAUAUACUCCGUUCUCCAAGGCACGACAAUGGCUGCGAGCUCUGGGUCACCCGGCAGGGGGUGCAGAACGUCAGCAGCGCCUGCCUUUUCAUCUACGAUCUCUUAUGCGGACCUAACAAGUUUCAAAAGUACGACGAGGAAUUCUGCAGAGAUAAAAUUCAGAUUAGGUAAUAAAGGCGUAAUGUCUCACUCUUUUGAA
Messenger RNA from Dermacentor andersoni, 697 nucleotides. RefSeq lists its product as uncharacterized. Gene Ontology annotation, molecular function: amine binding. The record is from RefSeq and is a predicted model, not a curated record. Gene Ontology annotation, biological process: symbiont-mediated perturbation of host defenses. Lineage: Eukaryota; Metazoa; Arthropoda; Arachnida; Ixodida; Ixodidae.